AUGGAACGAAUUGGGGUUUUCUUGGUCUGUGUAAUGUUCCUUGGAGCAGUUUCAACGGCUUCGGUAAAGUAUAACAUUUGGAAUCUGGUUUUAACUUGCCGAAUUCCAGCAAACCUUGUAGAUUUGCUAAGCACAUCUUUCCAAGAGAAGUUGAGAUCGGAACUUGUCAAAGCAUGUUUGAAAUGAACCUUAUAAAUAUUAGAGCCUAGAGACAUAGUUAGCAAUGUAACGCAUGUUAAAGCUGGAAUUACUCCUAAACUUUUGCGUCGCUGCAAUGUUUUUUCAGACUCCGUGCAAAGCUUAUUUCUUUUGGUCAAUCAAAAUUGAAAAUAUAAACCACACACAACUUGAUUGCGUAUGGACCCAGUGACUUGCAAUCUAAUUAAGUUGAAUUUUCAUCAAUUUUAUUUCCUAAGAUUAAAGGAUACCCUUCGUUCGAACGUAUGCUGCACAAGGUGAGUUCAAAGAGGUAAAACAGGCAGCUAUGGAGGUGGGUUGGAGGCGGUGGCUGGGCCGGGCCGGGUAUUGUUCCCGGGGUGGGGUGUUUUGAUUGACCUUACCGGGGAAGGGGAUAUUUGAAUCUUCCUUUUUCUGAUGAGGCAACUUGAGACUGAGGCCAACAUGACAUUUUCUUGCUUCACAGUUGCUCCUUGUUUCCUGGAAAUCCUAAUGUUCACCAGAUUUUAAAACAAGGUGUUCAAAGAUUCUGGCUUUGUUUACAAUGAAAGGAGGUCUGGUAAAUCUUCCAGAUCAGAGGCCUACCAAAGGGUAGAAGCGCCAGGCACCAUAGCCCCGAAAACUGGCAGCAAUCCUCUUGGAAAGCAACCACAAUCAACCGAAAAAGAGGAAAACUGUGACAGCGACAAUCCAUUUUUGAAGUUUCGAAAUUGACAUUUGUUCACUUUUGCAUUUUCGCUCUUUUGUCAGCAAAAUAACAAACUCUCUUUUUUUAUUUUCAAACAUUUUAAGUUAUUUUCUUUGGAGGAUUCUGUUUAUUAUGGUAUUCACAUUUAACCAAAAGUCCCUUCAGGGAGGAAGAUUAAUAACAACUAAUGCUUUCCAGGCGCUAUAUCCUCCAUUAGUUUCAAUUGGAGUAUAACAAAAACUUAUGUUUAGCCGACAGUGACAUUUUUCCUAGCCUACCAGGUGACAUGCAGUCUCAGAGAAUGCCGAAAAAGCGACAGCACACCCCCCUCCCCCUUGGAAGGCCUCAAAUCAGACUUAGAAGGGAGUGGUGUGGCCUUUUGCCAUUUUUUCCUACUCCAUUCUCUUUGCACCAUCCCUACCCUCUGGACACGUGGAACAAUUUAUAACAGAGGGAUGAGGCACUGUGGCUGAGUUUUUGGCACAUCAGAUUUGCAAUCAGGAAGUCCCAGGUGUGAGUCCCACUAACAACCUCUGGCUGGAUUUGUUCUUGGUUGUCCCACGUUCAAAUCCUUGGGAUGUGUAGCUAGCCUGGGAUGGGUUGCAACUUUCACCAAACUCUCACUUGAAGAAUAUCGUUGACAGUUAUUAAAAAACUAAUUAAAUUUAAUUCAUUCUGAUCUCCUGAUUUGCUACAUUUUUGUUUACACUUUUGUCAUUCUCACAUAAAUAAUACACAGUAAAUUUAUUCUAUAGUUUUCAGGCAAGGACUGUGUUAACAAUGCCUAUCCACCCAAGGAAAGGUAUGGUAUUAAUCUAAUUUGAUAGAAAUAUAUAUUUAGGAAGUUUUUGCUAUAAUAUUGUCUCACCAGCCUGAGGACUGAGGAGGAUCAAAGUCAAUCGCAACAGUGUGGCCAAAGAUGUUUGAUUUGAUUGGUCAUACUGUGUAGUUUUAUAAAAUUAGAGCUACACACAAAACAAAGUCUACCUCGUGAAAGUACUAUUGAAGAAGUUUCUUUUUAAUGGUCACACAACAGUAUUUGAUCCGCAGAAACAAAAGUUAUAACUGCAUGAAAAUCAAUUUAGAACUAUGUGAAAGUACUGUUGAAGAGUCCAGAAGUGUGCAUGGGACAAGAGGAGGGAGAUUACCCGGGCCUUCCUCUUAACCAACAUUAGUUCCCUUUUGAAUCUCUGUAUUGUUUAUUGUUUUUAUUCCCUAGGAAAGUAGGCUGGGAAAUUGUGAACCUUGAUCUUCCUGCAAACCAGAGGUACAAUGAUCUUGCAAGCAAGAAAGUAAAAGAGGUGGAUCAUGUUUUUUGUUAAUCUGUGUUGUGGUCUGUGUUAUUUUUCGAGUUUAGUUAUGUGCAGAAUAUGGUAUCUAGAAAGUCUUAUAGCUAGCUCUUGGAAUAUUUGAAUCUCAAAAUCAUUUGUGGUGAUUGAAUCUCAAAAUCUUGAAGUAUUUUGUUUGGUUCUUUUAAUCUUGGAAUCUUAUACGUUUGCCCCAAACCCAGCUUGCAUUUUUCUUGUCAUCUUGGGGAUUUGCUUUUUGUCAGCCCUCUUUUUUUUUUCUUCAAUAAAAGCUUUUAUCAUUUGUUACGCGGGUAAUCUUUUAGAGGACAGGUAGCUUGCAAACCAAACUGGACGUAGGGUUGUCGGAACAGUAACAAGAAGAUUUAUUCCAAAAAUGAACGUAGUUUCCACGAAGUAAAACUCCACAACAGCACGUAACUCGAUAAACUUACAUGGCUUCUGCCAACUUCAAUUAACUUGAUAAACUUACAUGGCCUCCGCCAACUUGAAUAAACACUGCUUUCGUGACACUUGACUAAACACGAUUAACGUCAAACUCUCUUCGCUUGUGAAAACUAGUUAAGACUUAACUCGGACUCGCCUACUUAUAUACGUUUACAAUAAGAUUCUAGAACUUUCCAAAUAGUCUAAUUAUAGAAAGAUUACAAAAUAUACCGCUUUUAGAAACGCUUACAUAAGAUCCUAAAAUAAACAGGCUAUGAACUCUCGCGAAGCUUCUAGAAAGUCACGUUUAAAAGUCACGCAAUACAAUUUUUCGUAACAUCAUUUAACAUUGAACAAAAAACUCAGUUCUGAUUUUUUUUUUCAAAAUUGUGCGUUCUUGUUUUUAAGCUCCUCAAUUUGCUGAGCUACAUCAAGAACUUUACAAGCUUUAUCAUGGAUGGCAAGUUGUUUGGAAUUAUAGACAAGGACUUGGUAUGUUAACAUGAUUAUCUGGGCAUACUUGACUCCUUGAUCGCUUUGCUCCAUUUGAAGUAAUUUCUCCUAUAGUUCCCAUGCCAUCGCACUUGUCCCAAAUUCAGUCUACUUGGAUACUUGUAUUCGGUGAGGGUCAGUAAUUUCUAUCUAGCUAGGCCAGGGGUGCAAGCAGCAUACCACUUAUAGGCUCCACUGUAUUUUGGGCUGGGGUAUACAAGCCUGGCUAGUUUUAAUUCACAUCUUUAUAAAGUGGCCCUGUGGCCAUUGGCCUUGGGAAGAGUUUAUGCCUUUACUACAACUACACCAUCUGAACUUUGGACCUUAAUUUGUUAAUCUUUGCUUUGCAUAGGGUCCUCUAGCUGACACGCUUCCAGCGCCAUAUGGGGACGAAAUCAAGGGAUUAUCUCAAGCAACAGGAAUUCCUCUUGGUAUUAAGAAAUAAUUUAUCUUGCUGCUAUCUCCCCCACUGUUCAACAAGAGAUCUAUAAAAUUCUUUUUUUAAUAUUUAAUGUCCAGCUAUUUUUGUGUCAUUAUCCUCAUCGUCACUGUCAUGAACUUCCCCAACAGCAUCAGAAUUUGUCUUAUUUAAUGUUCGAAGGUUUAGCAUUUAUUCUUUUCUUGUCUUUCUAGGUGAAGUUGUGCUGUACAACAUUUUUUAUGAAGUUUUUACUGUUUGUACUUCUAUUGUUGCUGAAGAUAAAACAGGUGCAUUUUUAAGCUCCAUUUUUUUGAGUUAGAGAAUACUGGUUCUUUUCUUUUAUUCUGGUUUAACUGUUCAAGAAUAAGGUUUUACAGCCUUUAGAAGCAACUAUUGGUAAUUUAAGGUUUAUUUAAUCCUUACAUGCCUGAACCUUUUUUCCAGGGAAUCUGUUUCAUGCUCGAAACUUGGAUUUUGGUCUCUUUCUUGGGUGAGUUCAAUCUGACUUUCAAGCAUUUUAUCUGUCUAUUUGAGGUUUGAUUAAGAUAUUUGUAUUAGAUUUGUUAAGUUAAAAGUAGUGCUGCAAUUACACCACUUUUAACUUCUAAUCCGUUCUAUGAAAGUGUAUUCUUGGCUUCUACAUGUACUUCACAAUACCACUCCAGUUGCACCCUGGAGGGGUGGGGUGGGUACAAGGAAUACUGCAGGUAAUAGCGGAGCUGUCCUGCAUGCAAAGCUCUCACAGUGGAGUGCCAUGGGUAAUAAAAUUUGGUUACCGGUAUCUGUACAUCCAAGAAAUUUUGGUAACGACAAAAUCAUCUGUCUCAGGUCCAUUUUUGUGAGAGCUCCACUAAUUUGGCUUUGGCGAAUUUUUUUUUUUUUUAGGUGGGAUCAAAAGAAUGACACUUGGAUGUUGAGUGAAAUUCUUAGGACCCUUAUUGUCAAUAUUGACUACCGCGUAAGUAUCAUCGCCAAAAAAAAAAAUUAUUAUGGUCAGUGUGGCAUGUGGUCUAUUCCUAAUGAGAUAUUCCAUAGAGACUUGACAAUUACUUCCAACUUUGUUAAAUAGAACAAAUUGAUUACUACUGGUUCUUUAUUUUCAGAGAAAUGGCCAGACAGUGUACAAAACAGUCUCCUUUGCUGGAUAUGUCGGUGUCAUAUCAGGACUUAAGCCAGUGAGAAUUGCAUUUAACUUAUGAGAGACAGCUUAACAAUCUAACACAAGGGCCCGGUUUUUCAUUUUUGUGCCAGAUGUUUCUUAUGCAUUUUAAAUUAAUGUACUCACUAGUGGUAACAACCUACAGAGAAAAAGCUUUGUAUUCAGCACCCAGCUACAUAUGCCAACUCUCCCAAAUUACAUGUAUCUAAUAAUCUCCUUGAUAUGGCACAAAUCUUGCGGCCUCCCAUAUGGGUCACCAAAUCCCCUGGAUAAAAUCUAAUUUUCAGCAAGUUUCUGUGCUAAUUAGUUUGGAUCAAUUCAGCCCAUUUGUUUCAAAACUAAACAGAAUACAAUGUUUACAAUGAUAGUUCAGUUUCAGUGGCAUUUGGCAUGCAUUUCAUCCCUGAUGUUAUUUGUCAAAUAGCAAUGAAUAAUAUGAUCUGUAAAAUUCUCACAUGCUAUCCUGUGUUUGUGAAAAAUAGUAAUAAUUAUUAUUAUAAAGCUUAAUAAUUAUUGUUGAUUUUCAUUAGGGAGUGCUUACUCUCACAGUGAAUGAAAGAUUCAACAUAGAUGGAGGUUUUAUUGGUAAGAACUUAUUGAUCACUGAAUGCAGAGUAGCUGAAUAAUUCAGAAUAUAACAGUAAAUUAAUAUGAUAAGUGCUGAUAUUUUUUAUUGGAACCCUAAGAACCUUCCAGGUGACACGUACCAAUUCUACAUCUGUUUUAAAGCUUGAUUUUGGUAGAAAACCUCCAAUUUAUUCUUAUAGUAUUUUUGUAAGUUCUUGCAAUGUUAGAAAAAAUUUUUUACCGCUAAAUUAAAUAUAGCUAAUGAGGCCCCCUAAGGGCAGGAGGUAUGCACGUCCAUAGCCUGAAUUUCAAAUACGGUCGUUUUGCAAUGUGAGGAGUAGGCCCUGUUGGUAUUUAACCCAUCUUUAUGUUGUUUAUCGCCAUUUCAUCGAGACUUAAGUUGCUGUUUCAGGGCCAUGUAGCUUUUCAGAAUUUGAUCCUACUAGGGUCUCGCUAAUUAAGUAAGGUCAAGAGAAGAACUAUGCUUCAUUGACUGACAAAAUAUCAGCGAGUUUAUGCAACAGGCAGGGCCGUACCUAGGAUUUUUUGUCUGCGGGGGCAAACUCCGCACACCUUCACAGGGGUCUCCCGUAUACAGACAGUGUUUCUAGUCGGACGUUUUGUUUUCACCCCUACACAGAAGGUUGCCUCUAAGACCUUUAAGGAAACAAACCACACUGAUACUUUUUUUUUAAUUGUCAUGAUUUAUUAUGGCAUAAACACCUUGUUUGGUUUGAAAUUGCCCCCGAGGUCUCUGCUACACAAUGAUGAUUUAUAUACCAUCUUUAACUCAAGCUAUACUGUGAACAGAAGUUUAACACUUUGUAUGGAUGGUUUCAAAAAUGGGUUGAAAGCCUUCGUUAGUUUGAACAGAGAUUGGCUUUAAGGAACUGAGCUAAAAUUGCAGGUUUCGGUAUCAGAAUACCAAGUCUCAAAAACGAGUCUAUAUUAGGCUGUUCUAGAUUCUUCUCCAAUUUGACUUCAUGUCAUAGAUCUCUUUUGGAGUGGGAAUGAAGUCCGUUCCGCGAUGAAUUAACAGCAUAGCAAGGCCACUUAAUCGAUUUUCUGUCAUUGAUGACCGAGUCCAUAACUUUAGACGGCGUAGUGCUGAGAAGGAGCGUUCGCAACUGACGCUUCCGACAGGCGUGGUUAGAAAGAUCGACAGCACCUUGUGAAUGGCGGGAAAUUCUUGCGGACUGCAAUCAGGCAUUGCUCCCUCUUGUUCUGACUCUGGCUCCAUCGCGUGUUUCAUCCUCCACCUUGCCAGCUCUGCGUCAAAAUUAGACUUCUCCGAGAAAUCUAGAUGCUUGCUGAAGUAGUUCUUGAUCUUCUCGAUAUGCCUGUCAGUUAACUUGGGCAAGUACAAAGGGAACAGGUUUUGAGCGGUAAUCAGGCCUUCGUGCUGGACUGAAAAUCUCGUUUCAAGUUCACUGACAACGUGAUCUAUAAAUGGAUAGAACACAUUAAUCCUGUAGUAGUCUGAUGGCUGAUCGUUGUGUGCGGCGUUUGCUCGAUGGCGUUGAACAGUCGUUGUACGAGGCUUUAUCAGGGUGACGUUGAUAGAGUCAGCUACCUGGCUGAUUCGACUCCACACCUUCUGCCAGGAUUCAUCGCCUCUUGCUGAUUUAAUGCAUUCUUUGGCGAGAGUUACGCUUUGGUAUGCAUCGCCAAGGUUACAGCUCUUAGCUUGUAGGGACUUUGUUACUUGGGCUAAAAAUGACAGAACAAACUGAGAUACUGUCAAAGCGACUAUGAAUUCAGAGUCUUGGAGAAGACGUGAAUAAGCUGAAGCAUCACGUUUAGCAUCGCCACUGCUUGAUGACGAAAUUUCAUCCAGAGCUAGAAGUACAGAGCCAUAUUUAGCAAGAAGAGCAGAGAGGGUAGUAACUUUUGCACUCCAACGAGUAGCACAGAAUUUCGGUACAGUCUGUCGCUUGCUUCCUUCCUCCAAUGUUUUGGCAGAUUCAUCUUCUUCGUCUUCAUCAGCACAUGCAACUAGAGCGCUCAACAGUUCACUGUCAUCGGAGGCCGCGGCUGUCUGAAGAAAUAUUUCUUUCCUUUUGGCGCUGCCACUAAGAAACCACGUAAGUUUGCUGACGUUAUCAAACAGAUUCUGAAUGGAUCGCACAGCUUUGCAACCACUCGAGAUUGCAAGGUUCAAAACGUGGGACCUGCAGUGAACGUACGUGGCAUUAGGGUACUUCUCUGCAACUUUAGCUUGCACCCCAUUCCUACUUGAACUCAUGACGCUUGCUCCAUCAUAUCCUUGGCCAACUAAGCCGGACAUAUUAAAGCCCCAUUCUUGUAGUGCGUGUAACAAGGUAUCCGCAAUGGUCUGGGCAUCCAAUUUUUCAAGCCUUACGAAUCCAAUAAAUUCUUCACAAACUUCAUUUUUACUGCUCAGAUAUCGCACACAUAUACUGAGUUGUUCAGUUGUAGAACAAUCUUGCGUUUCGUCGGCCAUUACACUCCAAUACUUUGGUAUUGAUGCUCGGACACGGUUUCUAAUGAAACUGUCGCACAAAUUGAUUAUUUCGUUCUGAAUCCUCGGAGACGUGUACUUAGCAUUACCGGAAGCAUGAUCCAAAUGGUCUUUGAGUUCUGGAUCAUAUUUGGAUUUCCAGUCAACAAAGAAGGAGAAAUUCCCAUCUUCAUUUUUAGAGGGAUCCCAAUUGCCUCUUAAUGGAAUGCCCCUCUGUCCUAAUGCAAUGACUACAUCAAUAAUAGACACGACGCCUUUCAUUGUGCGAUGCUGUUGCUCGGCUGCCUGUCUUUGUAGUCUUGCACUGAUGUCAUUGCCUGGGCGGCGUGUCUUAAGGAAGUUAGUCAUCUUUUCCUCUGAAAGUUGGUGUUCUUCACUGCGCGCAUGGGUGUCAAGGCGCUCAUCACCUGCUUUCUUCCAGUUUUUGAAGCCUUUUGAGAUAAAUGGCGAUUCAUUUGGAACAGUAUUGUUGGAAAAACAUAUACAAUAGAUACAGUGAGCUGUGUCAUUUCUAAUGCUGUAACGCAGCCAUGGCCGCUUCUCCAUCCAUGAUAGUUGGAAACGCCUUCCGGCUGUUGUCGGAAACUUGAAUCCGUGAGGAAAGCUAUUCUUUAAGGUUAGAAGCUCAAGCUUUUGGUCGUCUGAUAAAGUUUUACCGGUAUAAUUCGCUGGGUCAUUGGGAUCUCUAACACAUGGACUUGGGUCUGCAAACAAGUUAAUAAAAUAAACGCGAGCUGCGACUGACUGUUUAUUAAAAACAAGAGCUGUCAUAUAUAUAUUUUUCAUUAACACUUUCUUUCUUCAGCCAUUACUACUCCAUUUCCCAUAGAACCUAUUACACAUGAGUCUCUAUUUAUUCUACCUCAUCAUCAUACAAAAAUCGCGGGAGGUUUACUCGUUUGACAUGAUCUAACAGAUCCUCCCCAAACUCUACAUGUUUAAAAUCUUGUACAAAUUCUUCCCACAAGUUACGAGGCCCACAGCAUGAUGAAAAUAAACCCGCCAGCAGUUUGCGCUGCUGCAAAACAUCGCGGGCUUGUUCUACUGUUAUUGAGCCACACCAAUUGGCAACUACGUUCCUUACGUCAGGCAGACUCCUGAUUAUGGAAACGAGUGAAUUUCCUGUUAUCUGAAAACAAUUCACCAUUUUCAAAACCUGCAGCCCUCUCUUGUUUUUAAGGGAUAGUGUUAAACUACUUUCCGUCACAUUUUGGCAGCUUUUUGUGUCAAGGUAUCCCAAAAAUGGCAUGCUCUGUAUAAAAUACAAAAUGAAAAUUGACGUAUUGUACGCCAGGUCUGAGUUGACAAGGUUGACACAAUCGUUCAGGGCAUUUUCUAUCAGAUUCCUGAAACCUAAUUGUCGUUGAGAAUAACGAAAACGGAGAUGUGUUUUAUGUUUAGCGUGCCCCAAAACAGAAUAAAAUGAAGAAAGUGUAAAUUCUGAAUUAGUAUCAACUAUCUUCCAAAACUUUGGUGUAUGGACGGCUUGGUGAAAGAGUUUGCACACUGGUGCCAGUUGCUUAAGUCGUUCCUCUAUUGAAAACCACUUAAAAAUUUCCACCAGAACUUCAAUGGGCCAGGGGUUUUCUUCUAUCAUUAUUCCACCUAAAAGGAAAAUACUUAUGAAAAUACUUAUACAUGUAAAAGAAAAUUAAUCGCUACGUAACCAUCACAAAUAGAUUAUGCAACUUAGCUUCUUCAGUCAAUCAUAUCAAUAAGUCCUCCAAAAAUCAGAGUACCGUUGACGCUAUUUCGCACAACGCUGCCAAUGGUUUGCGAAGACCGAAUCUAAAGUCAAAUGAUAAAUUCUUUCAAUUGUAUUAAACGUACCUUCCGUGCUAGUCGAUUCCUCACUUGUUUCGUUCUCAUCAUUGUUCUCAUCAUUGUCCUCAUCAUUGGAGCUAUCGAAUUUUGAAAAGUUAAGCUUAAUUUCAUAGAGUAUUCAAUCACUGGACGGUUAAAUUGCCAUGUUGUUUUGUCCAAUCUACAAAACUGUGAAGUGGCUCACCGAUUUUCAUACUACAACGAGCUAAGAAUGAACACAGCAACCAAGGCAACUAUUAGAUGUAUUAAAUAACACACGUUGUAGUUUGAUACUUACCUUUUUUUGGCGUCAAAGAAGUCCAUUAUACCUCGUUGAGCGGGAGCCGGGCGCUUUCUUCCCGACAUUUUCCCAGCGGAUUGAGAGAGAAACGUUUUGGAAACGUUGGCAAGAAACAUGCGUCAACUGUUUCCCGCCAAAUGCUAAACCACAGGCAGCCCAAAUUACAUAAUCAUUAUUGUCAUAACUCGUACUGGCUUUUGCCUCGAAAGAUUUUCCAAAAUAAUUAUUUGGAAUUUACAUUGAAGGACGAUUUUUCAGUCAAUUAGUCGGUUUUCUUGAGAUUUCGGAACAAUAUAGCUAAAAGAAAUAGCCCAACAAAAUCAAACACUAUGUUAGAAAAACAAAACAGUUUUCCUGGCGGGGGCAACUGCCCCCCCUGCCCCCCCGCUAUGUACGGCCCUGACAGGACGGCAGGAAGAAGAGGAUGGCAAAGCGCUUGUGUGUGACAAACAUGAUGGGGCUAUUUAUUGCGUGUUUUGUCGUGAUUUUCACUUAACAUUAAGGUUUUCUGGUCUUUAAAUGAAAAGAUCUGUUUUAAGGAAAUUAAAGUUUGGCAAAAAAUUGUUUCAAACAAAAUUUUUCUCACACUUUGUCACACAAGCUUUGCCAUCUUCUUUCCCCUCCCAUCCUGUUGCGUAUGAAAAUUCACUAAUAUUGUGAUAGCAUGUUAAAUUGCAUCGCAUCUAAAUAUUAUUAAAUAAUUUAGCAUAAUUAUUUUAGACUCAGUGUGCCAUCACAUCUUGUAACUUACAGGGAUUAUAGAGUGGAUACUUGGUAAAAGAAAUGCAAAAUGGUCCACUUUUCUUACACGUGAUGUUCUGGAAAAUGCAGCCAGGUAAUUAUAAGCUUAAACAUUUCUCAAACAUGUUCAUUUUCAUUUCUGCAAAGCUUUGUAAUGGAGGUUUAGUCUAGAAAAACUUUUGGAGACAUAUACUAUGGUGUAAAAAGAUGUAAUCCUAACUUGUAAGUUAAUGUGGAUAAUAUCCUGGGCUCAUGGUGGCCUUUGAAAUGAAACAUCUUUGAAUUCAGUAGCUUAUAGUGCAGUGGUGCUAUUAAUUUUGUGUUGUACAUUGUAAAUGUCGUUCUAACUUUUCGUCUGGUGGAGAAAUCAAGUGAAAGCUACAGUUGGUACCUUGCUUGGUACCUGUAUUUUGUCUUUCAGCUUACAAAACAAAGUUGUUAUAUUUUCUCAUGACAUUUCAUUAAAUUUAGCACUCUUGACCAUUUUUUGUAACUUUUGAAGUUAAUAUACACAAAUAAAUACAAAGUAUUUGUACUCUGUGAUGAGGUUUGAAGAAUAGAGUCUGUUUCCUGCCAGUGUCAAUCUGAAAGAUAAGUCAUGUGUUGAUUAUGUUGAACAUUGAAUAAUUGCUUUGUUUUUGUCAGUUUUAAAGAGGCUCAAGAUAUGUUGGCAAAUGAUGAAGUGCUGGCUCCAGUUUAUUACAUUCUUGGGGGAACUAAAUCUGGCGAGGUAACAUUGCAUUUGAUUUAAUUCCGAAUGCAAGCAGCUCUGAUUCUUGUUUUGAAACUCAGUGACUUAGUGAAGCCAUUUGCUGAGCUCGCUGUUGCAUACUAAAAGCAACUUUGUGAUUUCUUUUGAACGUUAAUGAGUAUGGUCAUAUCUUUGUUUAGAUUUAUUUAGACCUGUUUUGUGUCAUCUUACAGGGUGUAGUCAUAACACGUUCUCGAACAAAGUGCCUGAACCAGAUGAGGUAAAUUGUCAAGUCUUACUGUUAAUGGUGCUCAGAAACAAUUGUUGACAGUCAUGCAUGGUUGUGUGUUUAUUUUACCUCUUUUAAUUUGAAAACAUCUUGUACAUUGCCAGAGUUACAAAUAAAAUCCAUGCAAAUGAUCACAGUAAAAUUAAUAUAAUUGACAGGGGUGGGUGAGAAAAUUUUCAACUAGGGUUGCUCUGUUCAUUACACUAACACAAUUAAGUGGUCAUCUACACCUUUGAAAUAGAAGUACUAUCUACUAUUUUUUAUCUUAAAUCAUUCUGCAGCUAACAAAAAAAUGGAAAAAAGUACCAGACAUUAAAAUCAAUUCAUACCAAUAAAAAAUGUUAGUGUUAGUAAUAAAUUUAAUGAUUUAGUUGUUUUGGAUGAUUUCAGAAUUUAUUAGAAUCACAUGACACUAUUGUGCUUGUUGUAUUAUUUUUGUAUUUCAGCCUCAAUCCAUCAAAUAAUACCUGGUUUGUCCUGGAGACAAACUAUGACAACUGGGAACCACCACUAGUGAUAGAUGACAGAAGGACCCCUGUGAGUUGAAAAACAAUCCUAUGUUAACCCCUUAAUAUCCAGAUUCAAAAUUGUCGGACUGAUCUUCUUAAAUUUCCUGCAAGACCCAGUUGGGACAAUUUCAUAUAAGAUCAAAGCAUUUCCCUUUUGAAAAUGCUUGAUGCCUAAAUCGACUGUUAAACCUAUCUCAUUUAGGUUGACCCAAAUGGGUAGUAAGUUCAUUACGUGGGAAUUUUGACGUUUGAACUGGGUCUUAUUGCAUUUCAGGGAGAGUUUUAAUAUUGCCGUAACCUGUCAGUCUGCUUCACCGCUGUUCUUUGUGUCGUCAGGCAAUGUUCCUCCCCAUUAGUGGGGAGGAGCAUGGCCUGACGACACAAAGAAUGGCUGUGGAUCAGACUGGUAACCUGUGCACUUGGCGGCACUCCCAGCUAUUGCUGCCAAUAUAAAUUAAUGUUGUGAUUUGAUGCCUCAGGGUAUUGUUGAAAUAAUCAUGUAUUUUGAAUGAUUUUUGUUCUAGGGCAAAGCAUGCAUGAACAAAAUGGGACAAGAGGUAUAAUUUACAUUUUCUAUUCAACACAUUUAAUACCCCAUCUUUUCACCACUUUACAAAAGAGAAGAGAACUGGGAUCAAAAUCUGCAAUCAUUAUAUUCCCUUAUAACAGUCCCAGAACUCUUUGAAAAUGUUAACUCUGCCCAGUUCCUUUCUCAUUUCUAAAGUGACAAAUGACACGGCAUUUCAGGUGUACCAAUGUGUUUUUUUUUUUGGCGUCAAACAGGGUGUGUCCUUCAAAGGCCUCUACAAUGUACUUUCCACACAACCUGUACUGAACAAGGUGAGGAACAUCACAUUUGUUAUUAUGAUGAUUAAGCAGACUCACUACACGUUUUUCAACUGUGGCAGGAUUUGCUCAGUCGUUAGAGCACUUGACUGCAGAGCCGGAGGUUGUUGAUUCCAUUCAUGGGGCCACACCAAUGCUCAUGGUCUUAAAAUAAGUGAGAAAUGAAGGUUUUCCAGCUCUUUGCACUGCAAAUGCCUAGACCUUUGUGUGGCAUGGCUGGCCAUGUAAAAUGGUGGUUCCAUCUCCAGUGGGAGAGAAAAAAUAGUGUCCUUAAUUAGUAUGUUAGUGCUAAAUACAUUAACACUGAAAUUAAGUGCUUUUUGUCAUUAUUGUUAUUAUUAUUUUUCCUCAGCUUACAACCUACACCACACUAAUGCAAGCAAGCACUGGCACUAUGGAGACAUACAUCAGAUUCUGCAAAACACCCUGUUUCCCUUGGUGAACAGAAAUGUGGAAUUGAAAAAUAGGCUAACUACGCAUACAAUAGACACUAAGACAGAGUCUACAGGCCUUACAAGGGGGGACCAGUGAAGACUCAAUAGGAUUAAGCUUGUGUAUGAUUAAACCUAUUCUGUGAAUAAAUUAUAAUAAUUCUAAGGUUUUGGUUGGACUUGGGGUGUAAAAUGUAUGUAUGGAAACAGGAAAGGUAGCUGUGUAUUUGUUGCUUAGUGUUAUAAUUAACACCAGCCCAUUGGUCUUUAACCCCUUAAGGGCCAAUAUCCACAUACAUCCAAUUCUCCUGACUGAUCUCUAUCUGGAGCCCAUACUAAGUCCAUGCAACAGCAGUUUUACAGAUCAAGUUAUUUUCAGCAUCAUUAUUUUUGGAGCACUUUUUCCCAUAAAAAUGGAAGACCAUUCCAUAUGCGUGUGCAUCCAUAGUAAGUAUUAAGUAAAUGCUAUAUAUAUCAGAAAUACUAUUUUCUAGUCUCUGUUUUCUGAUGACUGAUUUGUAAGACUCAUUUGAUGUUCAAAACUCGCAGGAAAAUAAAAAUAAAAUAAUUAUUAAAAGAUACUGGUCAGUGAAACUGCCGUUGCAUGGGCACAAGGGAGUUACUCUUUCCCAGUUAUGGGUUUCUGUCUCCAUACAUUUCCCUUAAUGAAAGUGAAAACAUUUGUUAACUGAUCAAAGGACUUUCCCUGUGGUGAUUAUUUUAUUGAUUCUCAUAAUGUAUUUACUUUAUAAUGUAUUGAUAUCAUUAAGAGAAAAUAGAGGUUGAUCAUCCUUGGGACUUACAAGGUUUAUAAUAAAGACCUGUGCAUUCACAGGUGCAGCCUACUUGUGAUUAUAUAAAGUUUUAAAUACAGGAAUGAAAAGAAUACUAUAUACAGUCAUGGUAAAGAAUAUUGGUAUGGUGAUAUUAUUACAAAUUAUUUAUAUAAUUUUCCAUUCCAAAAAGAAAAAGUUUUGUCAAAGCUUUUUCCUUGAAUUCUCUGUCCUUUGCAUUGGUAUUAAUUUGUUAACCAAUAAAUACAAUUUAGAAGUUUGAUAUUACCCCUUUAAUACUUGUUCAAUGAAAUUUUGGUAAUGUUGUAUUGUUUUUGUGAAUACGGAUUUUGAUAAUUUUUGUCUUUUUUGAGAAAUAAUAUUUAAAGGACUCAGUGCAUUAUGUGGGUUUUAAAGUACAAUGUAUUUGGAUAUUUGUUAUUUUUUAUAGUCAUUAUUUUAAGGGUUUGAUUGGAUUGCAUCACAAUUUAUGUAUGUGGCCACCAACAAUAAAAUUUUUUUUUACUGAUAUUGUUUUAAUUUCCAUAUCCCAUCUCUAACUAACCUGUUCCAGGCUCCCAGACAGUAACGAGG
Molecule: messenger RNA, 14697 nt
Organism: Porites lobata
Lineage: Eukaryota; Metazoa; Cnidaria; Anthozoa; Scleractinia; Poritidae
Source: the annotation of a GenBank genome assembly